Aspergillus mulundensis is the source of this 204-nucleotide messenger RNA. RefSeq lists its product as uncharacterized. The transcript is spliced from 2 exons. The record is from RefSeq and is a predicted model, not a curated record. Bases 1 to 204 code for a protein of 67 amino acids. NCBI's taxonomy places the organism in Eukaryota, Fungi, Ascomycota, Eurotiomycetes, Eurotiales, Aspergillaceae.
AUGGUCUUUUGCGAGGCGAUUGCCGUGAGCUUGAAUGCCAACGGCGAGGAAACCGGCUUCAACCGGGUCAAGACAAUCACGCGAGACCUAGAAAUCUUGACAGCGUGGUAUGAGGCGGCGCGCGGCGAGUCUCCGGGCACGGGAACCCAAAUCUUUCACGUUCGACAGCAUGGAACUGAAGAUACAGGAUUCAACAAACCAUGA